This is a messenger RNA of Pisolithus orientalis, 498 nucleotides long. RefSeq lists its product as uncharacterized. The coding region runs from base 158 to 418 and encodes 86 amino acids. The transcript has a single exon. The record is from RefSeq and is a predicted model, not a curated record. Lineage: Eukaryota; Fungi; Basidiomycota; Agaricomycetes; Boletales; Pisolithaceae.
ACACUGACGACCUCGCUCCUCCUCUUUAGUGAUCACAUAUGGCGCCAUCUGUUGGUCGCACGCACCGCUUUGCCACUUUCUCCUCUGUAACGGUCUUGGUGACUGGCUUAACAAACAAGAUCGCAAACGCGCCCUACACCAUCUUUUGCACUGAUCGAUGGGCGAGAUCAUCUUCACGCGCAUGCGUGAUGCACAGGUAGUCGAAACUGGCGCUUACUGGUACUUGAGUAUAUCCAUCCCUCACCCACUCUCCAUGUAUACCAUUGUCGCAUUUCACCCACCCGCUUGGUUUCUCGCAUCACUGUUGCUGCACAUCUCCCCGUCAGUUACAGUAUCCAUCAUAGAUUUGUCGUGUAUUGUAGUUUCUUUCAUCGUGCUGCAUUUCCCAUCACUUCAUAAUUUUCCUGACUUUGAAUAAUCUGACGCAGUAGAAACAGACAGAAAGAUAGACAAACAAACAGAUAGGCCUAUUCACUACUACUAGCUGAAGUAUCCAAG